GGCGAGCGGCGGCGGCGGCGGCGGCGGCAGCGCGGGCAGCGGGGGCGCCUGCGCCGGGGCGACCGCGGGGCGCCGGCGGGAGCCAGCAGUGUCUGCAGCGGCGCCGGCCACCCGCGCCCCGGCGCGCUCCGGCUCGGCCAUGGAGCUGCCAGCUGUUGGCGAGCACGUCUUCGCGGUGGAGAGCAUCGAGAAGAAGCGGAUCCGCAAGGGCAGAGUGGAGUAUCUGGUGAAAUGGAGAGGCUGGUCCCCCAAAUACAACACGUGGGAGCCCGAGGAGAACAUCCUGGACCCCCGGCUGCUGAUCGCCUUCCAGAACAGGGAGCGGCAGGAGCAGCUGAUGGGAUAUCGUAAGAGAGGCCCGAAGCCUAAGCCGCUGGUGGUGCAGGUGCCCACCUUUGCCAGGCGCUCCAAUGUGCUGAGCGGACUCCAGGACUCCUCCACGGACAGCCGCAGCGCCAAGCUGGACCUGGGCGCCCAGGGCAAGGGCCAGGGGCACCAGUACGAGCUCAACAGCAAGAAGCACCACCAGUACCAGCCGCACAGCAAGGAGCGGGCGGGCAAGCCCCCGCCGCCGGGCAAGGGCAGCAAGUACUACUACCAGCUCAACAGCAAGAAGCACCACCCCUACCAGCCCGACCCCAAGAUGUACGACCUGCAGUACCAGGGCGGCCACAAGGAGGCGCCCAGCCCCACCUGCCCGGACCUGGGGGCCAAGAGCCACGCGCCAGACAAGUGGGCCCACGGGGCGGGGGCCAAGGGCUACCUGGGAGCCGUGAAGCCUGUGGCGGGCGCCGCCGGGGCUCCGGGCAAGGGCGCUGAGAAGGCCCCCCCCAACGGCAUGACGCCAGCCCCCAAGGAGGCGGUGACGGGCAACGGGAUCGGAGGCAAGAUGAAGAUCGUCAAGAACAAGAACAAGAACGGACGCAUCGUGAUCGUGAUGAGCAAGUACAUGGAGAACGGCAUGCAGGCCGUGAAGAUCAAGUCGGGGGAGGCGGCGGAGGGCGAGGCGCGCGCCCCCGGCCACAAGAAGCGCGCCUCCGAGGAGCGCCACCCGCCCCCGGACAGGACUUUCAAAAAGGCGGCGGCGGCGGGCGCCGAGGAGAAGAAGGUGCAAGCUCCCUUUAAGAGGAGGGAGGAGGAGGCCCCGGGCGCCGGCGACCCGCAGCCGCAGGACUCCGGGUCCCGCAAGCUCUCCCCGACCAAGGAGGCCUUUGGCGAGCAGCCGCUGCAGCUCACCACCAAGCCGGACCUGCUGGCCUGGGACUCCGCCCGGAGCGCGCCCUCCCACCACCACCACCACCAUCACCACCACCACCACCACCACGCGGUGGGCCUCAACCUCUCCCACGCGCGCAAGCGCUGCCUCUCCGAGACCCACGGCGAGCGCGAGCCCUGCAAGAAGCGGCUGACGGCGCGCAGCGUCAGCACCCCCACCUGCCUGGGCGGCAGCCCGGCUGCCGAGCGCCCCGCCGACGCGCCCCCGGCCGCGCUCCCGCAGCCCGAGGUCAUCCUGCUGGACUCGGACCUGGACGAGCCCAUAGACUUGCGCUGCGUCAAGGCGCGCGGCGAGGCCGGGGCGCUGCCCGGCGGCCUCCGAGUGAAGCCCGAGGCGCCUGCGGCCGCGGCGGUGACGGCUGUGCCGGGGACGGCGGCCGAGAAGCCCCCGGCCGAGGCCCAGGACGAGCCCGAGGAGCCGCUGAGCGAGUUCAAGCCCUUCUUCGGGAAUAUAAUUAUCACCGAUGUCACCGCGAACUGCCUCACCGUCACUUUCAAGGAGUAUGUGACGGUGUAGCGGAAGGGGCAGCUCCGACGGCUGCACCGGCUCAGCGCCGGGGGCGGCGACUCCUCUCUCCACUUCCCGGGUAGCCAGGCCGGCCCCCAGCUCCAGGGACGCCCAAAGCCGCAGCAGCGCGCCCCUCUGUAUCCAGCUGGGGGGUCCUGGCUGGGACGCGGGGCGCCCGGCCGGCUGCCUCCCUGGGAACUGGCGCUGUGCGCUCGCGCGCGGAGCCUGCGGGUCUGGCCCCCUCCCCGCGGACCGCCGGCCCCCCCGGCCCCGCGGCAGCCAGCCGGGCCUCGGAGGCAUAGUAUUAUAUUUUAACCUGCUAAUGUGUCCAGUGCAGACUCCACUCCCGUUUGUACGUGGUGUUAUUAUGGAAAUGUAUUGUUUGAGCUCCGAAGGCCCGGCCACCCCGUGGGGCUGAUAUAUCUAUAUUUAUUUGUAGGUAUUUAUAUAUUGAAUAUGAAAGCCUAGAUUUAUGGAGUGCUCUAGAUCAUGGCAUAUUCCCCAUCACAGAGACCAGCUUCUGUCGGCCCCUCUCCCGUGCUCAGUACCCCAGUUGCGCUCAUGUCCUCCCCUUCCAGGAACUGCCAUAGCGGUGACCUUGGUAUAUAUUUUUUGAUACCGUA
Eptesicus fuscus (big brown bat) is the source of this 2406-nucleotide messenger RNA. It is a transcript of the gene CBX4, whose product is annotated as chromobox 4. The transcript is spliced from 5 exons. The coding region runs from base 140 to 1792 and encodes 550 amino acids. The record is from RefSeq and is a predicted model, not a curated record. Lineage: Eukaryota; Metazoa; Chordata; Mammalia; Chiroptera; Vespertilionidae. Gene Ontology annotation, biological process: negative regulation of DNA-templated transcription.